This is a messenger RNA of Panonychus citri (citrus red mite), 1556 nucleotides long. RefSeq names its product calcium release-activated calcium channel protein 1-like. The record is from RefSeq and is a predicted model, not a curated record. The transcript has a single exon. Lineage: Eukaryota; Metazoa; Arthropoda; Arachnida; Trombidiformes; Tetranychidae. Gene Ontology annotation, cellular component: membrane. Bases 822 to 1514 code for a protein of 230 amino acids. Gene Ontology annotation, molecular function: store-operated calcium channel activity. Gene Ontology annotation, biological process: store-operated calcium entry.
CUUAAUCUCUUCUCCAUCUAAUCAAAUUAAUCUCAUGUAGAUUGAAUUUUCUCUGUGAUUAAUUGUGUUCAAUUACCUCCAUUUGAAGGUUGGUGUUAAUUGUUAUCAAAGAGUAAAAAACAACAACAAUGGAUCAUUACAAUUGUUAUCAAAAUGUUGAUUUUCUCAAUUCAAUAGUUUAUCAUGUUACGUGUGUUAAUUGGUUACAAUUUAAUUUUCUAAUCAUCCUGUAGUUUUGUAGAUUUACAUGAUUAAUUUUGAUUGAUCAGUAAUUUAUUGUUUCGUUUUUAUCUUCUAUGUGUUGUUGAUAACUGAGUGAAAAUUAGUGAAAAAUUAUUGUAAAUUAAACUUAACUGAGUUACAAUUGUAUUGGGAUAAUCAGUUAAUGGAAUCAAAUCAAUCCAAUGGAAAUUAAAAUGUUAACUAUCAGUGAUAAUUGGAUUAACUUAUUCAUCUUCAUUAAUCAACAAAUUUCUUCUUAUAUCUUAGAAUUACUUGUUUAACAAUUUACUACAAUUGGUGCCACUAAUCAAUAGAUAAAAAGUAAAUUAAUCCGAUGGAGAAUCAACAAUCAUUGUGAAUUAUCAUCUUUCCAAAUGAUUAAUCGAUAUAAUUAACAUUCAAUAAGGAAUCAAAGAGAGAUCAAGUUAAUUAAUACAUUAUCUUAAUUAACAACAACAUAACAACAACAACAACAAUCAAGUUAAUUUGAUAAACUGUUUCAAAAGGGAAAUUGAAAAUCUUGAUCAUCUCAAUUGUGUCUCACUCACCAAAACUGACCAGGUAAAAAAUACAAGGAAACAAUUGAAAUAAUUAUCAUUAUGUGUGCGACUACAAUUAACAUCAAUCAAAAUGUAAUUACCUGGAAAAGGAUACAAUUGAAACGGUCCAAAUUGAAAGCUUCGGCGAAAACUUCAUCCAUGUUAGCUGGAUUCGCCAUUGUCGCCAUGGUUGAGGUCAGUUUCCAAAACGAACCCGAUAAUCCAGUUCCACCUUAUCUCCUGAUGAUAUUCAGCGUCAAUACGAUACUUUUGGUUUCGGUUCACAUGUUGGCCUUAAUGAUAUCAAUUUGUAUUCUACCAAGUUUAGAAGAGAUUUGUCAAGCUAAUCAAUUCGGUAAAAUUGAUCCAACUUCAUCUCCUCAUGAUGAGCUCAAUAUUUUCAUUGAACUUUCAUGGAUUUUAUCAAAUGUUUUAGGUUUAUUAUUGUUUCUCAUUGAAUGUGUUAUCUGUUGCUGGUUAAAAUUCUGGGAAAAUGGUUCACCCAGAGGUGAACCAGGUAAACGAGUCGCUCUUUCAGCGACAAUUUUAUUCAUUCCUAUUUUAAUUACCUUCAUCUAUUUUGCUAAUCACUUUUAUCAUUCUUUGGUUAAAUAUAAUUUUGAACGAUCAGCUUUACAAUUAAAGGAAGUUGAAAAUAUUGCUCUUGAUUUGAGAAGUGGUUUUCCUCAUGACAUUGCCAGAUCAACUUCAUUACAACCAAAUUUUGCUCAUUCCACCGUAAUCAUUAUAUAAAAACAAUUGUAUCGAUCAAACAAUUAAAUAUUUAAUUCUAAA